ACAAAGGGAUCGAACAUAAUAUGUGACUUGUGAUCAAUAAAUCCUGGCUGAUUAAUAGACGAUUUUUUCAACUGCAGAACAACCUUUAUCGUGAGGAAUGAUUGUGUACAAGGAUUGUACAUCACACGAUGCAGUGUUUGUGCGUUAUCUUAUUUUUUAAAGAAAACGAGAGCAGACAGGAAGAAAUGAAUAACAGAUCAUGACAGAGGGAGAGAAGAGGGAUUGAUUGGGGAAAGGUGUAUUUGUAAGGAGAGGUUAUACUGAAAGUGGUGACAAGAACAGAAAUACACAAAGCAAAGCUAUGAAGAAAUCUUUUAAUAACCGCACCAAGGACUUUCACUCUGAAAAAUCAAGCAUUUUCUCAGAUUCCUAUAUUUUCUCAAAGGAGAUAGUAAACAUAAACCCCAAACCUUUCUCAUGUUCUGAAUGUGGAAAAUGUUUUGUUAAUAAAUCAAGGCUUGUCAAUCAUCAGAAAACUCACACAGGAGAGAAACCGUUCUCAUGUUCUGAAUGUGGAAAAUGUUUUGUUCGUAAACCAGAGCUUGUCCGUCAUCAGAGAGCUCACACAGGAGAGAAACCGUUCUCAUGUUCUGAAUGUGGAAAAUGUUUUGUUACUAAAGCAGAGCUUGUCAGUCAUCAGAGAACUCACACAGGAGAGAAACCGUUCUCAUGUUCUGAAUGUGGAAAUAGUUUUAGGCACCCUUCAAAUCUUGUCAGUCAUCAGAAAACUCACACAGGAGAGAAACCGUUCUCAUGUUCUGAAUGUGGAAAAUGUUUUGUUCGUAAACGAGAGCUUGUCUGGCAUCAGAGAACUCACACUGGAGAGAAACCGUUCUCAUGUUCUGAAUGUGGAAAAUGUUUUGUUCGUAAACGAGAGCUUGUCUGGCAUCAGAGAACUCACACAGGAGAGAAACCGUUCUCAUGUUCUGAAUGUGGAAAAUGUUUUGUCACUAAAGCAGAGCUUGUCAGUCAUCAGAGAACUCACACAGGAGAGAAACCAUUCUCAUGUUCUGAAUGUGGAAAAUGUUUUCGGCAACAUUCACAUCUUGUCAGUCAUCAGAGAACUCACACAGGAGAGAAACCAUUCUCAUGUUCUGAAUGUGGAAAAUGUUUUCGGCAACAUUCAAAUCUUGUCAGUCAUCAGAGAACUCACACAGGAGAGAAACCAUUCUCAUGUUCUGAAUGUGAAAAAUGUUUUGUUAAUAAAUCAAGGCUUGUCAAUCAUCAGAAAACUCACACAGGAGAGAAACCGUUCUCAUGUUCUGAAUGUGGAAAAUGUUUUGUUAAUAAAUCAAGGCUUGUCAAUCAUCAGAAAACUCACACAGGAGAGAAACCGUUCUCAUGUUCUGAAUGUGGAAAAUGUUUUGUCACUAAAGCAGAGCUUGUCAGUCAUCGGAGAACUCACACAGGAGAGAAACCGUUCUCAUGUUCUGAAUGUGGAAAAUGUUUUGUCACUAAAGCAGAGCUUGUCAGUCAUCGGAGAACUCACACAGGAGAGAAACCGUUCUCAUGUUCUGAAUGUGGAAAUAGUUUUAGGCACCCUUCAAAUCUUGUCAGUCAUCAGAAAACUCACACAGGAGAGAAACCGUUCUCAUGUUCUGAAUGUGGAAAAUGUUUUGUAAGUAAACCAGAGCUUGUCCGUCAUCAGAGAGCUCACACAGGAGAGAAACCGUUCGCAUGUUCUGAAUGUGGAAAAUGUUUUGUCACUAAAGCAGAGCUUGUCAGUCAUCAGAGAACUCACACAGGAGAGAAACCAUUCUCAUGUUCUGAAUGUGGAAAAUGUUUUCGGCAACAUUCAAAUCUUGUCAGUCAUCAGAGAACUCACACAGGAGAGAAACCAUUCUCAUGUUCUGAAUGUGGAAAAUGAUUUUCCGUUAAACCUAAUCUUGAUGGACAUCAGAGAUCUCACACAGGUGAUGAGUCUCUAAAAUUAUAUUAUGCAUUAACAUAGAAAUGAAAUAUCUUGUUUUGUGAAUUUUGAUCAUGCUGACACAGUAAAUAGUAAUUGUGAUAGUAGCAGUCAACGUACAUAUGAUUACUUUCCGGCAACUCAGGAUACAUUGUGGUUGUAUGUUCUGUUUGUUACAGAGUGAAAGGCUACUUCCCCCAACCCCCAUGUUAAUAUAGACCAUGGCAGCUCCACUGGUGCACAAGGUUACAUCACCUUUUCCCUAAUGGGACCAUGGUUGC
This is a messenger RNA of Pelobates fuscus (common spadefoot toad), 2190 nucleotides long. Its product is annotated as zinc finger protein 84-like. Lineage: Eukaryota; Metazoa; Chordata; Amphibia; Anura; Pelobatidae. The transcript is spliced from 4 exons. Gene Ontology annotation, cellular component: nucleus. Bases 302 to 1867 code for a protein of 521 amino acids. Gene Ontology annotation, molecular function: DNA-binding transcription factor activity, RNA polymerase II-specific; sequence-specific DNA binding. Gene Ontology annotation, biological process: regulation of transcription by RNA polymerase II. The record is from RefSeq and is a predicted model, not a curated record.